UUUACCUAAAGUCGUUGGCUGGCGAAUUCGAACUCUCAUCCGUCAAAAAUCGAUACUGGGAGAAUCACGGAGAGAAGUAAUAUCGAACUGUUACCAUAUUCCUCAGACUCGGCGUCACUGUCAGAAAUCAUCCAAUCAGUUCCACUUAAAAAUGUCUUUCCAGUAUCCACAAGUAUACCGUGAUGAAGCAGUGGUGGAUGAGUACCAUGGCCAGAAGAUCCCUGACCCAUACAGCUGGUUGGAGGACCCAGACAGUGAAAAGACACAGGCCUUUGUGAAUGCUCAGAAUCAAUUGACUGCACCAUUCCUGGAGGGUUGCGAAGUCCGUGAGGUCUUCAAAGAGCGCAUGACUGAGCUGUAUGACUACCCCAAAUACAGUUGUCCAUUCAAAAGGGGCAGUCGAUACUUUCAUUUCUACAACACUGGGCUCCAGAACCAGAGUGUCAUGUACGUUCAGGAGACCCUGGAGGCAGAACCCACAGUGUUUCUAGACCCCAACACGUUCUCUGAGGAUGGAACAGUGGCCCUGCGAGGUUACGCAUUCUCGGAGGAAGGUGACAUGCUGGCGUACGGGAUCAGCGCCAGUGGCUCGGACUGGGUGGAGAUCCGCUUCCUGCGCGUGGACGGGGCCAAGCCCCUGGAGGACAAGCUGGAGCAGGUCAAGUUCAGCUGCAUGGCCUGGACCCACGACGGCCGUGGCCUCUUCUACAAUUCUUACCCCAAGCAGGAGGGCAAGAGCGACGGUACGGAGACAUCCACCAACUUGCACCAGAAGCUCUACUACCACGUGCUAGGCACUCCUCAGUCUGAGGACGUGCUGUGUGCGGAGUUCCCUGACCAGCCCAAGUGGAUGAGCGGAGUAGAGGUUUCAGAUGAUGGCCGAUAUGUGCUCUUGUCCAUCAGAGAGGGCUGUGACCCUGUUAACCGACUGUGGUACUGCGACCUUCAGACUGUACCCCAGGGCAUUACAGGGCUGUUGCCGUGGGUGAAGCUGAUUGACAACUUUGACGCGGAGUACGAAUACGUGACCAACGAGGGCACAGUAUUCACCUUCAAAACCAACCUGGACGCCCCACGAUACCGCCUCAUCAACAUCGACUUCAGCCAGCCAGCCAUGAGCGCAUGGAAAGAGCUCAUCCCCCAGCACGACAAGGAUGUCCUCGUGUUCGCCACCUGCACCUUCUCCAGCUUCCUGUUUGUGUGUUUCCUGCACGAUGUGAAGAACGUGUUGAAGAUGUUCCGGCUGGCGUCGGGCGAGGAGGUGCGGACCUUCCCCCUCGAUGUGGGCUCGCUCGUGGGCUUCACAGGCCGCAAGAAGGACUCGGAGAUCUUUUACUACUUCACCUCUUUCCUCUCGCCAGCCAUCAUCUACCACUGUGAUCUCACCAAGGAGCCUCUCCAGCCCCAUGUCUUUAGGGAGGUCACUGUCAAGGGCUUCGACCCCUCAGAGUACCAGACUACUCAGGUGUUCUACCCCAGUAAGGAUGGCACACAGGUCCCUAUGUUCAUUGUACAUAAGAAGGGCAUUAAGCUGGACGGUUCCCACCCUGCUUUCCUGUACGGUUACGGAGGCUUUAACAUCUCCAUCACACCCAGCUAUAGUGUGUCUCGGCUGAUCUUUGUGCGCCACCUUGGGGGGGUGUUGGCGGUGGCUAACAUAAGAGGAGGGGGCGAAUAUGGAGAGACCUGGCACAAAGCUGGCAUGUUGGGGAACAAGCAGAACGUCUUCACAGAUUUCCAGUGUGCAGCCGAGUACCUGAUUAAAGAUGGCUACACCUCCCCCAAAAAGCUCACCAUCAACGGAGGCUCCAAUGGAGGACUGCUCGUGGGUGCGUGUGUGAACCAGCGGCCAGAUCUGUUCGGUUGUGCCGUGGCGCAGGUGGGGGUGAUGGACAUGCUGAAGUUCCACAAGUUCACCAUCGGCCAUGCCUGGACCACCGACUUCGGCUGCUCUGAGAUCAAGGAGCAGUUUGAUUGGCUCAUCAAGUACUCUCCGCUGCACAACAUCCACAUCCCAGAGGGCGAGGGCGUUCAGUACCCAUCAGUGCUGCUGCUGACCGGUGACCACGACGACCGCGUGGUGCCGCUGCACUCACUAAAGUACAUCGCCACGCUGCAGCACACCGUGGGCCGCUGGCCGGGCCAGAGCAACCCGCUGCUCAUCCACGUGGACACCAAGUCCGGCCACGGCGCCGGCAAGCCCACCAGCAAGGUCAUCCAGGAGGUGGCGGACACCUACGCCUUCAUCGCCCGCUGCCUGGACCUCAAGUGGGUCAAGUGAGAUGCCAGGGAGGUUUCUUGCUCUCCCAUUCUCUUUUUCUCUCUCUCUCUCUCUCUCCCUCCCUCACUCUCUCCCUCCUUAGCUCACUCGCUUGGUGUCACCUUGUCUCGAGUUUGAGCUUCUUUCUCUCUCUGUGUCUCUCUGUGUCUCUCUCUGUGUCUCUCUCUCUCUCUCUCUCUCUCUCUCCCUCCCUCCCUCCCUCUCUCUCUCCCUCUCUCCCUCCUUAGCUCACCUGCUUGUGUUUCUCUCAUUCACACGUCACAAUUUUCGGGAGAUUUCCUGAGAUUGUGGUGCUGUUGUUUUUUUACUCUUUUCUCUUCAUGUAGCUCUUCUCUUCUCUUCUUCACUUCUCUUCACUUUUUUAAAGAGAUGUCUAUGAUGGUUCAUCACCAUUCUAGCGCAUCUCUAUUUCCUUCCCUCUCUCUCUCUCUCUCUCUCUCUCUCUCUCUCUCUCUCUCUCUCUCUCUCUCUCUCUCUCUCUCUCUCCCUCUCUGUUUCUCUUGCUCCUUGUGAGAGGAUUUCUGGACACACUACUAAUUGCUGGGAUCCCCAGACGAACCCUGCACUCAGGCUGCCACAUUCAAAUGGUCAAACACUCAUCUCACACACACACACACACACACACACACACACACAAUCACAAUCACAAUCCUUGGCUGACUUCAGAUGUCACAGCCAUGGACCAUGGAUAACUCCCCUCAUAGAACACACUGACACAAAGACAGACAUAAAGACAUACACCCUUCAGGUUUUUAUUUCCCCUGUAGAAAAGGCUUUGAUUCCCCAGCUGAGAAAGACAGCAGAUUCUUCAGUGUUUCCCCUGCCCAGUGUGUAAGAGGACAGCAUGUGCUUUCAGAUUGUGUGGACAAUGGCAGAGUUGCCAGUUACACGUGUGUGUGUGUGUGUGUGUGUGUGUGUGUGCGCGUGCAUGUAUGUGCGCGCACGUGUGUGUGUGUGUGUGAUGGGAGAGAAUGCGAUUAUUAAGUAUUUGUCAUAUCUAUACAAGGCCGAUAUUCAUUUCUACCUCCAGUUCCGUAACACACAGAUUGUUUACCUCUGAAGGGAUCUUCGGUUUUUUGAACACCAUGGUACCAAUAAACCAGAGAAAAGUUUUUGAACAGCA
Messenger RNA from Alosa alosa (allis shad), 3404 nucleotides. RefSeq names its product prolyl endopeptidase. Gene Ontology annotation, molecular function: serine-type endopeptidase activity; oligopeptidase activity. Gene Ontology annotation, biological process: proteolysis. Bases 152 to 2281 code for a protein of 709 amino acids. NCBI's taxonomy places the organism in Eukaryota, Metazoa, Chordata, Actinopteri, Clupeiformes, Clupeidae. The record is from RefSeq and is a predicted model, not a curated record. Gene Ontology annotation, cellular component: cytosol. The transcript has 15 exons.